AUGUCUGGCAGAGGCCGAGGAGGAAAGUUCAAUAAGGCGAAGCGGGGAGGCGGCAAGAAAUUUUCGCGCGACCUUCAACCACUCGACUCAGAUGGCAACCCCAUGGGCAUGUGGCGCGACCCCGCCGACAGGAUCGCCGAGUCCGAAGAAGAGUCGUCGUCCGAGGAAGAAUCCAGCGAGGAGUCCUCGGGCGGUGAAGGUCCAGCGGCCAAGCCAGGCCAGGAAGAAUUGACACGUGAGCAACGACGAGAGCAGGCUCGUCAGAGGAAGGCUGCUGCUAUCGCGAGGAAGAACAAGAAGGUCGCCGAGCCUGGUGACUUGCCCACAGACUCUUCUGAGGAGGAGUCUGAUGAUGAGGACAUGCCCGCCAAUCCGAACCAUACCGCUAAGGCCCGCAACCAAGCCCGUGCGCCUAUGCCAGCGGCGACCGAAGAGCCUAAGAAGGCUAAGGCGGGCGAGAACCUGUCACGGCGUGAACGCGAAGCCAUAGCCGCACAAGCAGCACGUGAACGUUACCAAAAGCUCCAUGCCGAGGGUAAAACGGACGAGGCCAGAGCAGAUCUCGCCCGCUUGAGGCUCAUCCGAGAGCAGCGCGAGGCGGCCGCCGAGCGAAAGAAGGCAGAGGCCGAAGAAAAGGAAGAGCAGCAGGCGGCCAACAAGGAGCGGCUUGACCGCGAGGCGAGGAAGCGAGAAGCCGCAUUAGGGCCGAGUGCGGCCAAGAAGGGCAAAGGGAAGAAGUGA
This is a messenger RNA of Cyphellophora europaea CBS 101466, 741 nucleotides long. RefSeq lists its product as uncharacterized. Gene Ontology annotation, molecular function: RNA binding. Gene Ontology annotation, cellular component: cytosol. The transcript is spliced from 3 exons. Lineage: Eukaryota; Fungi; Ascomycota; Eurotiomycetes; Chaetothyriales; Cyphellophoraceae. The record is from RefSeq and is a predicted model, not a curated record. The coding region runs from base 1 to 741 and encodes 246 amino acids.